Sphaeroforma arctica JP610 is the source of this 513-nucleotide messenger RNA. RefSeq lists its product as hypothetical. The transcript has a single exon. The record is from RefSeq and is a predicted model, not a curated record. Lineage: Eukaryota; Ichthyosporea; Ichthyophonida. The coding region runs from base 1 to 513 and encodes 170 amino acids.
AUGUACGGUUUGCAAGCGGAAGCAGACAAACUGAUCAAGGCUCAGACAAAACCAGACGGUAGUAAGGUAUUUCAUGAGCUCACAGAAGGCAUGAUCAGACAGGCAACAUUACUACAAGCUCAUCGCAAGCGUGAAAACAAGCGAGCGAGAAAUGCAACUGUUCCUGAACCGCGAGCCAAUCGCCCAAGACUGGAGAUCCCUCCAGGGGAUCCACCCAGAGGUGGGGGACCACCGAGAGGGGGUGGCCCACCAAGAGGUGGAGGUCCACCAGGAGGACAAGGCAGAGGUCGUCCCAUAGGACAGGCCACUGACACCCCAGCAACACGAGGACCACGACCGUGCCCACACUGUGGUAUAAACCCUUCACCACAUGCGUUCAGCAAGUACCCCAACAAAGCGGAAAACAACCGUUUCAGGGCAGAUCGAGCAGAGAAACAGAACCAAACCGUCCAUGUUGACCUGUUGGCCAAUAUAAAUGGCAACAAGGUGCAAGAGAUGGAUGAAGAUCUAUGA